CAUCGAUUGUCCGGACACAGUAUAAAUUUGAGACCAAUUCUCUUCUUUUCAAGCACACCCUAAUUCGUCUUCAACAUGAAUACAACUGCCAUCAUUGCUCUAGUCGCCUUCCUCUUCGCUGUGGCUACAGCCGCCCCACAGCCUUACCAGGGAAGACCAGAGGACCCUGAACCCGUCGUCAGUGUGACGACAUGUGGCGGCCAUGUGGACGCGUCAUCCGCCUCGAUCCAGUUUCAACUUGGCGGGUCAAUCCGUGCCGAUAUGAGGUGCGUCUGGAUUGUGCGGGCACCUUACACCGUCCAAAGAUUCAGUCUGAUUUCUUCCGGUCUUAAGGAGACAGACGGUCUUUACAUUACCGCAAUAUCGAGUUCUGGGCUGCGAAACUCAGAAAAAUUGUCUACGCUUGGUCAGAACGUAACCGUACCGUCAAAAAGCGUGAUGAUCACCUUGAUCGUUGGACACGCGCCAACGGUUGGAUUCAAAAUGGAAUUUUACUCGAGCGGUGGCUCCUCCGUGGCUCCAGACGUUACCAGCUACACAAUUUUGACUACGGCGAAAGGAAAUAUGACCUAUCCCAGGAACGGUGGUAAUUAUGGAAGUAACGAGAUUGCCCUGUUUCCCAUUGCCCCAAGUGUCCCCGGACAGCCGACCCUACGCUUCACGAGGGUAGAUCUUGAAACUGGUACUUCCUGCCAAUUUGACUCCAUUAGGAUUUAUAAUUGGUUUGAUGGCGAUUAUCGUCAAGUAGCAAUAUUUUGUGCGUAUACAAUUCCAGUCAGUGUUACGUUCCAGGAUGGCGCGGGCGUUGUCUUGUUUUCGUCAGACUCUAGCGUGACCAGGACUGGAUUCGACUUUCAAUAUGAGUAACCAGCUAACUAAAUGUGGUUAACGUAUUAUUGUCUAAACUAUGUAUGUAUUUGUAUGCAUGUCAAAAAUUAUGUUUAUCUGUAGUUAAUAAAUUAAAGAUUUUUCUAUGUAUA
Messenger RNA from Folsomia candida, 980 nucleotides. Its product is annotated as cubilin. The transcript is spliced from 5 exons. Bases 76 to 867 code for a protein of 263 amino acids. The record is from RefSeq and is a predicted model, not a curated record. Lineage: Eukaryota; Metazoa; Arthropoda; Collembola; Entomobryomorpha; Isotomidae.